AUGGAGAUGGGAUCACCCCCACUGCCGCACUGUGACAAUUAUUCUUCAUCUGAUGAAAGUGUUGAUAAUACAAAUUAUGGAGAUUUACAUACCCCUGAUUGCCCUAUCGAAGUAAAACCCUUUGUUGGUCGUAACUUUCCCACAUUGGAGAAGGCAAUUCAGUUUUAUGAAAAUUAUGGGCGACGUGUUGGUUUUGAUACCAUCAAGUGCGGCUCUAAAAAAAUUGAUCAACUCACCAUAUGGUUUUAUAUGGCGUGUAGUAGAGAAGGUGAAAAAAGAGUGCAAGACAAGCAAGCUGAACGCAGACGUAAAUCCAAGAAAUGCGGCUGUAAUGCUAGGGUUGCCUUCAAGUUUGAUUCCGACAGAGGCUACGUAAUCAAUAAUUUGAAUGAAGAACAUAAUCAUCCUAUGGUACUUCCAAACCACCAGAAAUUCAUGAGGCUCAAUCGAGUUCUUGACGAUGUCCACCAAAAAUUUAUUACCGAUUGUGCCGGUGUCAAUAUUGGUCCAUCACUAACAUUUAAAUUGUUGACUGAAUUGAUGGGUGGAUAUGAGUCGGUCGGGUGUACUGUAUUGGACGUUCGCAAUUACACCCGAGACAUUAAGAGAUAUGCUGAAGGACAUGAUGCUCAGAUGAUAUUAGAUGAGCUAAGGAAGAAGAAGGAAAGUUGUGACGCCUUCACGUACGAAAAUAUAAGGUACUCUAUGAUAUUUGCUCCGUUCACUGGUAAGGACAAUCAUGGAAGAGCUGUGACAUUUGGUGCCGGCCUUCUUUGUAGUGAGAGUGCAGACUCUUUCUCCUGGAUAUUCCGGCAGUUUGUGAAGUGCAUGGGUAUAGCUCCGAAAUUGAUCAUUACUGACCAAGACUUGGGAAUGAAGGUUGCAGUCGAGGAGGUCCUAGUGAACACACGUCAUAGAUGGUGUAUGUGGCACAUCAUGGCAAAAGUUGCUGAGAAGGUCCCAAAAUCAUUGCUUGGUAAUGCAGAUUUUAAGGAGUUAAACUCAUGUGUCUGGUCCGAGUUGAUUGAACCCACCGAGUUUGAAGACACUUGGCAUAAGAUUAUGGAGGAAUAUGGACUUGAAGACACUGAUUGGUUUUCUACAAUGUUUCGAUCAAGACAGUAUUGGGUUCCAGCAUACUUUAGAGACUUUCCUGCUAGUUCUUUGAUAAAGACAACCUCUGUUUCUGAGUCCCAGAAUAGUUUUUUCAAGAGGUAUAGCAAGGCCAAAGCCAACCUUGUUGUGUUCUUAAUGAACUUCAACAAUGCUUUGGAGGCUCAAAGACACCAAACGGCAAAGCUUGAUUAUAUGGAUGCUAAUACCACAUCGACAUUGAAAACACAGUGGCCUAUUGAGAAGUAUGCUUCUACAAUAUUCACUGACAGUGCAUUCAAGGAAAUUCAAGACCAAAUACUGGAGGCAUACAAUCAUUGCAGUAUUUUGGCGAUAUCAAAUGAAUCUACUCAUGACAUCUACAAGGUAUUAGAUCAUUUCUCAAACACAUGGAAUGUUACAUACUCAGAAUUAGAUUCUGCCUUUGAUUGUGGUUGCAAAUUGUUUCUGAGAACUGGUCUUGUAUGCUGUCACAUCUUCCUUGUGUUGAAACACAAAAACUUUAAGUUGAUUCCUGACAAUUUGAUUGGAGGUCGAUGGUUAAAGUCCCCACUAGUAAAGUCAGCUCAUGGUGUUGACAGUGAAGAUGUGAUUACUCAUGUCUAUGUGGAUGAGAAGAAGAAGGCUUCGUCUAUCUUGUUGGGUGAAAUGUUGUCUUUGUAUCAAGCUGCAGCAGAUUUUUGCCGAUGGUGUGGUAUUGUCAGCUGCACAAAAGAAGCAGCGUAUUGA
Salvia hispanica is the source of this 1842-nucleotide messenger RNA. The record is from RefSeq and is a predicted model, not a curated record. NCBI's taxonomy places the organism in Eukaryota, Viridiplantae, Streptophyta, Magnoliopsida, Lamiales, Lamiaceae.